AUGGCAACUUUGACGCCUUGUUCAGAUGGACGUGUUUGGAAUCAAGAUAAACAGUUUUGCCAUUGGAAACCAGCUAAAGUGAAUAAACAACGUUAUCUGAUUGUAGCUGGUGGUGAUACACAGACAGGUAAAUGCUUGGAUAUUGCCGGUGGUAAAUCCGAACUUCAUGCUCAAAUCCAAUUGUUCCGUUGUCAUGGAAAUGAAAAUCAACAAUUUGAAUUGAACAAUGAUAAUACUCUUCGUGUGAUGGGCAAAUGUUUGGAUAUUCCCGAUUCGAAUGCACGUGAUCAUCAAUACAUACAAUUAUUUACUUGUCGUCCGGAACAACAAAAUCAACAAUAUUCCUUUGAUCAACAGGAUCGUAUCCACGUGAUGGGCAAAUGUUUAGAUGUGCCAAAUGGUAAUGUGGUCAAUAAUAAUCCAUUGCAAUUAUUUCGAUGUCACAAUCAACAAAGUCAACGUUUUACAUUGAUACCAGUUUCAUAA
Molecule: messenger RNA, 486 nt
Organism: Rotaria sp. Silwood1
Lineage: Eukaryota; Metazoa; Rotifera; Eurotatoria; Philodinida; Philodinidae
Source: the annotation of a GenBank genome assembly